Messenger RNA from Kluyveromyces marxianus DMKU3-1042, 2145 nucleotides. RefSeq names its product Tea1p (gene TEA1). The transcript has a single exon. Gene Ontology annotation, biological process: regulation of DNA-templated transcription; DNA-templated transcription. Bases 1 to 2145 code for a protein of 714 amino acids. NCBI's taxonomy places the organism in Eukaryota, Fungi, Ascomycota, Saccharomycetes, Saccharomycetales, Saccharomycetaceae. Gene Ontology annotation, molecular function: DNA-binding transcription factor activity, RNA polymerase II-specific; zinc ion binding; DNA binding. The record is from RefSeq and is a predicted model, not a curated record.
AUGGUGAAACCGCAGAAGGGAACAUUCAUUAACCAUGAUAUAAAAUCUAAUGAAAACAAGCCUGCAUCCAAGCCGCCUGUGAAACGUUUAGCAUGUGCGAAUUGCCGUCGUCGUCGGAGAAAAUGCGAUUUGAAUUAUCCAUGUGGACGAUGUGUUGAGUUUAAACUAGAAUGCAAUAUAAACGACGUUGAUCUACGUAAGAAGAGAUAUAAUCUCACCUAUGUGAAGAACUUAGAAGAUCAUGUUGCUCAAAUGGAACUUCGUUUAAGGCAGUUUGCGAAACGUGCGGAAGAGUUAUUACCUGAUGAUGCAGGUGGAGCUAAAAAGUUGAUGGUCAAUGAUAUUUUAAGCUGUGUUUCACCGAUGCCUAGCGAGGAUAUUAAUGGGACAACAAAUGAAGUGAGUAACUCUAUCAACAACAAGGACAGUUAUGUCUUUUCCAGGAUGCAAUCUCCGUCAACAGAUGCUGAUAUAGAGAACAGCGUAAAUAUAAAGGAAGAAAAAUCCGUAACCAUGAGCAAAGGAUCCUCUUCAUCUCUUUCGAAUGAUAGUUCGCUUUCGAAUAACAAUCAUGACGUCUUAAGAAACAAAAAGUUUGUUAAGGGAAGUAUAUACCCAGAGGGCCCAACUUCUUACAAAAAACGUAAUCGGGAGAAGUCCACUAAGGCCCAACCGAGCCAAAGAAUAGGGGACUUGAAAAGCACAGUUAUCGUUCGUAACCAUUCCGAUCCCAAUAGUGGCAGACUAAAUUCCGACCCGGAAAUCAUUCAGAGUUUAUCCAAUUUCUACAAAUGGUUAUAUCCCGGAAAUUUCAUUUUUGUCCAUAGAGAAUCGUUUUUAUAUGGGUUUUUCAACCAUAACGAAGAAACCUACGAUAACUCACAAUACUGUUCUGAAGAGUUAAUAUAUUCAGUUGCGGCAAUAGGGAGUAGGCUUUCCAAAGAUUUGCAUCAUCUUUCAGAGCAAUAUUAUGAAAUUGCAAAAUCGCGACUCUUAAAAAUAGUGUUUGAUGAGCAAAGUAUCGCGAAGAUUACGACUGUACAAGCAUUGCUAUGUCUCGCAUUUUAUGAGCUUGGAAAUGGAGAGAACCAACUUGCCUGGUAUUUCAGUGGCUUGGCCAUCAGAGUUGGGUACGACAUGGGGUUCCAAUUAGAUCCCAAAGUGUGGAUCACCGACGACAGUAUACACGAUAAUCAGGAAUUGAGUGACAGCGAGUUAGAAAUCAGGUCUAGAAUAUACUGGGGGUGCUAUAUUGCAGAUCAUUUCAUAUGUCUCAUCUUGGGCCGUGCUCCAAGUUUGACGGUCUCCAACUCUACUGUACCCGAGAGUGAUGAGUUACCAGAGAUCGAGGGGACGGAGGAUUUCAGGUACGAGAGUCAAACGGUGCUUCAGGUCUCGCAACCUUUGAAGAACCUCAUGAUUCUUUCAAGAAUUAUUCAGAUCUUCACUUCAAAGAUCUUUAUCGAACCCAAUACUACUGCAAAACGAAUCGAGUAUUUGAAGAAGUUCAAUUUGAAGGUAGCGAAUUGGAGGCAAUCGUUGCCAGAAUUCCUCAAGUGGUCAAAAGUGCUAGUGCAAAGUGUGGAGCUAAGCACGGACCCCACAGUGUCCUACUUCUGGUACCACUACUACAUUGUGCUCAUCACGUUCAACAAGCCGUUUAUGGAAGAUUGCGAAGAGGCAAAGACUGUUAUCCUUGAUCUGCUACAGGACCUCAAGACGUUGUUGAACAACUUAAAACUAAAAUUCAACAAUUCGCUGGAGAGAGCGACACUCUACCAUCUCUACACAUGUCUACUCUCGAUAUCGUGUUUCCAAAAACUCAUGUCGAUGGGUCCAGAUCCUGCCGUGAAGGCAACGUUCCCGAACCUAAAAUUCGAGCUUCACUGGUUCAAGUCGGUAUUCCACGAAUUUUCCAACAUCUACGAUCUACCUAACAAAAUCGAGGAAGAGGACUUGGAACUCGAGCAUCAACAGGACCCUUCAUUGCAAACGCACCUGGGCUACCACGGUUUCCAAGGGUUCCAGGGUUUCCACCAGAUGAACAACACUCACGAUUUUUCGUUGUCGGACGAAAUUGAUGACUUGAUCAAGCAGGUGUUUGGGUUUGACCACUGGAACAUUAAUCCGAGCUACCAGGUGUAG